Messenger RNA from Platichthys flesus (European flounder), 2905 nucleotides. RefSeq names its product adenosine receptor A1-like. Gene Ontology annotation, cellular component: dendrite; membrane; synapse. The record is from RefSeq and is a predicted model, not a curated record. NCBI's taxonomy places the organism in Eukaryota, Metazoa, Chordata, Actinopteri, Pleuronectiformes, Pleuronectidae. Gene Ontology annotation, biological process: G protein-coupled adenosine receptor signaling pathway. Gene Ontology annotation, molecular function: G protein-coupled adenosine receptor activity. Bases 1311 to 2375 code for a protein of 354 amino acids. The transcript is spliced from 2 exons.
CUCACGUGUUGUCACGGCUGAUUAAUGUUAGCUUGACAUUUAGCUGGAUUCAGUGUUUUUCUUUCUUUUAAUCUGUGCUAUGACGUUAGCUCACCUGCUAGCUGGCAAUAACAAGCUAACAGCUAAUGUCAUGCUAACACACACACAUGCAGAAAAUCACAAUUUUUAAAUGUAAAAUACACAGUUGUGUUUCCUCGUCGUGAAGUGAAAUGGACAAAAUGCACUUCACAAGCCUCCUGAUUUACUGGAAUAUUAUUGUUGUCCACAUGUGACAAUAUGCAGGUAAUACACAGAUAUUUAUAUUUAUUAUUAUCCGACAAAAUAUAUUGAUAUGUUGCUUACACCUUCUAUGUGUAAAAUAUGUUUGCUGUUUAACAAGUGUUAAUCAUUUAAGCCCAAACCUUCACUCAGGAGCAAACAUCUGUCUUUAAUGUGACAUUUAUUUCUCUAUGGACUGAUGUUAUUCAUCAAGUUUUCAUCUGGAUAUAACUCUUGGUCGUAUAGCUCAGCCCUACUUUAACAAUAACUCCAUUCAAAGUGGAAUUGACAUAAAUCAAUAUUUGGUGUGAACACCCUUUGCCUUCAAAUUGGCACCAAUUCUCUCAUGUCGUCAGGACUUUCUGCUCCAGCUGUUGAUGAAGAUGGUUCUUUAUGACUCUGGCUGUGUCGUUGUCAUUCUGCGUUUUUUUUUAUUUCCACUGAAGGAUGUGUUUUCAUCUGUGUUUGUUUGUUUGUUUGAAAGUUGCUAUAAGGAUGUGAUAUUUAAACACCAUACAUUUCCCCCACCUAACAAAAGCUACUAUCAACGUGCUCGAUGACACAUUUUCAUCCAAAUAGCUCUUUGGGGUACUCUGGCUUGAUACUAUCACAUUCGAUUCUCUUUUGUAUUAGUAAUGAGAUCUAUUUAUGUCCCUUUGCUUGUCUCUUUUGUUUUUGUGGCUUACUAAUACUGGGGAUUGUUCAAGGAAGUGAGAUUGGUGACUUUGUGAGCCUGUACGAGGACAUGCACAGUAUAACACCACACUUCUACUCACACUACUAGUGAUAUGGGCCAGGGCAAAAUAAUUCCUCAGCUCAGAAUUAGCUUGGUUCCUGAAAUGAUCUUUACUGGUAAAUUGUGCAAUGCUGUCGCUACUCCUUAUUUAGACCCGAAUCCAUCAUAAUUAAACAACCCUAGAACACCUGAAAACAAAUCUCUCAUCUGAUAAUUAGUGUCAACUGUGUGCACCGGUUUCAAUGCAGUGAAUAGAUGGAUCUGUAGAUUGGCUUCCUCUACAUCUUGACUUCCUCAAGUGUGCACAAGAAUCGAGAUGAGUCAUAAGCGGCACAGCAUGGUCAGACUUGCAAUCAGACACACUUCUCCAGAGCCCAAACAGGAGCCACACAGAGAGAGCACCAUGAGCCUGGGUAGAGUGAUCUACACCUUGUUGGAGGUGCUCAUCGCUGUCAGCUGCUGCCUGGGAAACAUGCUGGUCAUAUUGGCUCUGUGGACCAGUAAGAGCCUUCAGCUGCCCACCUUCUGCCUCAUCGUCUCUCUGGCAGCCGCCGACUUCCUGGUGGGCUGUGUGGCCAUACCGCUGGCUGUGCUGGUGGACGGACGAAUGGUUACUUCAUUUCACACUUGUCAAUUCAUCUGCUGCGUGGUCAUCCUGCUGAUGUCGGUCUCAGUUUUGUGUCUUGCGGCUAUUGCUGUGGACCGUUACCUCCGCGUGUGUAUCCCCCUCAGGUACAAAAGGACAGUAACGCGGAGACAUUCGUGGCUUGUGGUAGCAGCAUGUUGGUUUAUUGCGAUACCGCUAAGCUUUGCUCCCAUGCUCGGAUGGUAUGACAACAAAACCUUGCCUUUCUCCUUCAACUCCACAAUUGUGUGCCAGUUUACAUCCGUUAUCCCCAUGGCAUACCUGGUUUACUUUGACUUCUUCCUCUGCACUUUGACACCGCUGUUGAUUAUGACCAUUUUGUACGGCCUGGUGUUUUACAUCAUCCGAGGAAGCCUCCGAGAGAAACCAGGCCACAGUUUUAAGAGACCAUCUCUGAACUACCUGAGGAAAGAGAAGCAGCUGGCCGGGUCCCUGGCUCUGGUCCUGGCUCUGUUUGCUCUGUCAUGGCUCCCGAUCCACAUCAUGAACUGCAUCGCUUACUUCACUGUUUCUGAGAACCUCCCCGAAACUGCUUUUCACGUUGGCAUCCUGCUCUCUCAUGCAAACUCGGCUGUGAACCCGGUGGUGUAUGCGUUCAAAAUACAGAAGAUAAGGAGAGCGUACCGGCAGAUCUGGACACGGUUCAUCGCAUGUGGGACUGAGAAUAAAGGAUCCCAGUCCGGUUCUGCUGAGAACAACAAUCACAGCAUCAACAGCGGGACCAAUGACGAAUAAAGGCAGAGUUCACUGUUUGUGAGUCUCUGUUCUUAAGGGCGAAGUUUGAGUGACUGAAGAAAGUAUGAAUAUAUUUAGGCAUGUGCACUGAGGCAUUUGUUAUCGCUGAUGUUUAGGAAUGUGUGUGCGUAUCUUUUUAGAGUGUGUGUGGGUGUUUGGGUGUGGGGUUGUUUGUGUGUUGUAAAAACUGCCGCACAGGAGAACAAAUAUGAACUUCCGCUUGUUUAAAAAGCUCUUGUUUUUAAACUCUCACUAUUUAACUCCAAGUUUCAUAUCACUGUUCUUUUGCUGUUUCUGUUUUCCCUAAGUUCCAGUUCUUCAUAUUCACUCUUGGAAAUUACCUUCACUGCCUCUUAUUGUAUGUUAACCAUGUGUGUCCGCACAAACUGAUUGUUGAAGUUAUUUUUAUAGCAUUUAUUUCAAAGUUGUACAAAUCUUCAUAUUUACUGAUGUGUUUAUUGUAUCGCUGAUACACAGGCAUAAAUUAUACAAAAAACAUAUAUAUAUCAAAAAUAAACUUAUUUUGCAGA